Larimichthys crocea (large yellow croaker) is the source of this 1371-nucleotide messenger RNA. Its product is annotated as integrin beta-like protein A. Lineage: Eukaryota; Metazoa; Chordata; Actinopteri; Sciaenidae. The transcript has 6 exons. The coding region runs from base 1 to 786 and encodes 261 amino acids. The record is from RefSeq and is a predicted model, not a curated record.
AUGACCCGACAGGUUCCCAGCAACGCUCCAUUUCAGCUGCGGUUAGAAGGUGGUUAUUGGAUUAAUAGCGUUAGAAAUGGUAUCAGAAGUUGGAGAGCUGUGACUCUGGUGGAACUGAGGAAUCGGUCAGACACCGGCCAAGCCAACAGAUCACCCCAGACCACCAUCCUGCCAGCCGUGAGAGUUCCUUCAAACUGUCAGAGAAAUUUCAACCUGUUGGCAUUUGACCCUGAUGGAGACGAACUUAAAUGUAGAUAUGGAAACACAGCAGAAGAAUGUAACCCCUGCACACCACCAUCUGUUCUCAGCCUCUCAUCAACUUGUACUCUGUCAUUCAGCCCCACUAAUAGCAUUAAUGAAGGUCCAUACGCUGUACAGCUGAUGAUGGAGGACUUCCCCAGACAGCAAAUCACCCUAAUUCAAACCAACAGUUCACAGGUGGUGAAAACUAUCAAUGACCCUAUCGGCAAAAUACCUAUCCAGUUUGUCUUAAGGGUGGACCCUGUGGUACCAUCCUGCACUGAAGGACUCUAUUUGCCCAAGUUUCUGCCUCCAACCCCUGCCAACAGAGCUCAGCUGUACGCCCCUGUCAAUCAGACCCUGGAGAUCAGCAUCAACGCAGAGGCAAAUAAUUCCAUAAUUUCUGAGCUGCUGUUUAGUGGGCCACACAACACAAACAAGACUUCAUCGGGAGCAGGACAGUUCAUCCUGAGAUGGACACCAUCUGAGAACGAAGACGGAGAAAGCCACCCAAUCUGUUUUGUUGUUCAGGCAAUUUCCAAGUAAGUCACUUGUCUCAUGAAGAUGACUGUUUAAUACUUAAUGUUAAAAAUGUAGAAACACAUAUAAUUCAAAAUUUAAACUGGAUUUCCUGUGGCAAAUGCCUGUGAAGGUUUUCAGUCAUCCAAGGUAUGUCUGAGAAGUGUUGAAUCUGGGGCAGCUGAACUUAGCUGUAGAUUGACCUGUCACCCAAGAGGCUUCUUCGGUUCUGACUGAUUGUAGGGAAACCCAGGUAUAUAACCUUUGUGGAUCAUUAAUAAGGCUAUUGUUUCCACUUGGUUUGUUAGUGCUCCUAAUUGUGAUGACUGUUGUUCCAGUCGUUUAAGACACCUGAGCUCCAGUUUGGACGACAGUUGUUGGAGUCACAUUAGGCUAUGUGUGAAUUGUGGUUUAGUUAGUGGUUUUACCAUCUUUAAUGCAUCCAUGAAAGUAAUAUUUAAAGGAGGACAAUGAGAGAAGAACAGGUUUCCUUCAUUUCCUAAAAUUUCCUAAAAUAAAUUAUUUCCUAUAUGAAAUAAUUAGCAACAUCAUUUUGUAAAAGUGAUAAUGUAUUGAUUUAUUUCCACAGUUCAAGCACAGACCCAACAACAA